Acromyrmex echinatior (Panamanian leafcutter ant) is the source of this 5941-nucleotide messenger RNA. It is a transcript of the gene woc, whose product is annotated as zinc finger protein without children. Gene Ontology annotation, molecular function: zinc ion binding. NCBI's taxonomy places the organism in Eukaryota, Metazoa, Arthropoda, Insecta, Hymenoptera, Formicidae. The record is from RefSeq and is a predicted model, not a curated record.
CGCCGGUUCGAUCUUCGAUCGCGUCGAAUGAACGUCGCUGUAACCGGUACUCCGGACUCCACGGACUCUCGGUAAUCGCGUCGUUUGAUUUGAACGAUUCGCGCGAUUUGGGGUGUGAAGACGUGAAGUUAGCAGGGGUUUAUAGCGUCGCGUCGUUGCACAGAUUGCGCGUCACUUCGCCGUGUUCCCCGGCUAGCGAAGCAGCAGACGGUCGUUUGUGAACAUUUGCUAAUGGAUACGCGAUAUCGUUCGAUACGUGACGUGUUCGCGGUAUUUCGUCCCGUUGAAGCCUAAACUGACUUGAGCUCGACGAUAUCGAAUCGACGACCGAUUACUUUGACAGUAUCAGAUAUCCUCCAUGGAAGAGCCAAAAGUGAUAAUGGAUUCCAAUGACGAUCCAGUAGAUGAUCCAGUAUCUUCGGAGGAUAUUAAUAUUGUAUUUCAACCAGAAAUUGUGAGCAACUCCGAGAAUAAAAAAAAAAGUACUGAAAGUUGUAUUAAAAAAGUUGUAGAAAAUGAGUCUGAACUAUCACAGUACGAUAAAGAAAUUUUAAAAGUGCUUGAUGAAACAAAAAAAUUAAUUAAAGAAACUACAAUAGCCUAUGAGAAAGACUCGUUUAUAUCAAAUAUAGAAGUGAACGAUUCUAAUACAUGUUCAGAAACCGUUGAGGAAUACAAUACAGAAAUUGAAGCAGCAGUUGAAGCAUCUGAAAAUGGCAGUGAGGCUGUAAUGAUCGAAGAGCUUAACGCAAUCGAAACAACUGAAGAAAAUAAUACAGUCGAAACAUUCGAAGAAAAUGACGAAAUCGAAAUAACCGAAGAUAAUAACGCAGUCGAAACAACCGAAGAGAAUAACGCAGUUGAAAUAACCGAAGAGAAUAACGCAGUCGAAACAGUCGAAGAGAAUAACGCAGUCGAAACAAUCGAAGAAAAUAACGUAGUCGAAACAAUCGAAGAGAAUAACGCAAUCGAAACAACCGAGGAGAAUAACGCAGUCGAAACAACUGAAAAGAAUAACACAGUUGAAACAACUGAAGAGAAUAACGCAAUCGAAACAAUCGAAGAGAAUAACGCAGUCGAAACAAUUGAAGAAAGUAACGUAGUUGAAACAAUCGGAAAGACUAAUGCAUUUGAAACAGUCGAAGAGAUUAACGCACUUGAAACAAUCGGAGAGAAUAACGCAGUCGAAACAAUUGCAGAGAAUACUGCAGUUGAAAGUUCCUGCAAAGAAAACGAAUCGAUUCAUGUAGCUGCGGAAAUGACAGAACUAGAUAUAUCCAAUUUAACCGACAUAUGUGACCCAGAGAUUUCAUUAGCUCUUAAUGACUCUUGCAAAGUUCAAGAUGAUACUAUAAAUGACAAUAGGACGUCUACUGAUGAUGUUGCAGACGAAUCUGAAACGUCAUCUAAAGAAAAUACUAAAGAUUGUGAUAUCCCAGAUGAAUCAAGUGAUAAUGCUGAUGACAUGCAAGUGUUACAAAUUGAAGCUGCAUUAGAGAAAAAAGUAGAAUCGGAAUCUUCAGACAGUAAUUUAGAAAAUUCCGAAAAGGAUGUGUCUGAGAAGAACAUUGAGCCCGAAAACACAGAGUUUAUACAAUUUCCUCAUGACAAACAGGACGAUUCUCAGAUUGAAGGCCAAUCUAUAGACGCGGAGGAUCCAUUUGGCGGUGACAAUCUUAUAUCCGAAAACGUGGAACAGGUGGAAACCGACAGCCUCGAGAACGGGCUCAGCUUUAAAAAGAUAUACGAGCAAGGUAAUAAUUUGCAAGACGCGGUAAAUGCUAGAAAUAAUGAUUGUAAUGAGAAGCUUAGUACCGAUUCUGCGUUAAACGAUCCAAAGGAUGCCGAUGAUAGUAUCGAUAAAGAUGUGGAUAAUAUUGCUGAAACGUCAAAUAAUGUACAAACAACCAUUGAUACUCUCGAAAAUACUUCAAUGGACAUUGAUCUUCCGGAUACCAGUACGUCGGAAAUAGGAGCAGGAAAUAUGUCCUCCACGAAAUCACACGAUGAACAAGAUGAGCAGGCAAAAAAAAAUAUCGAAGAAAUUACACCGAUGGAAACAGACGAAGAGCAGACCGAUGUAUUGCCAGGACAAGAUGAUGAAUUAUGUAUCAUUCCAGAUAGCAUGAAAGUAAUAAUACCAAAUAAGUCUGGUAAAACAAUAGACGACAAUCAAAGCGAAUCUGUAGUUGCUAAAGAUUCAGAAUACGAGGAAACAACACAGAAAAGUAGCAAAUCUAAUUCCGAGCUUCAGAAAAAUAUUUCACAAAAAGAAUUAGUAACUCCAAAUGAAAAUAAAGCAGAAAGUACUGUAAAGCAGAAAGCAACUAUUCCAGAUAAGUCAGCAACAAAAGAUUUAAUUCCAGCAACGGAUGUUAUUAAUAUUGAUGACGAAAAAACUUCAGAGGUGGAAGAGAUUAGUAAAGAGGUAUGUAAGCAGUGUGGUGAAGAAAGAGCGUGCAAAAUUCAGGUGAAAUUUGGUACAGAAAAUCAUCUUGUAUGUUCGAAAACGUGUAAAGCAUUAUUUAAAGCAGCUAAUAGUAAAGUAAUUAAUAUAUUAACCGAUGAUACCAGUUCUAAACGAGAGAAGCGUUGUGCAUCUUGCUUACUAAUUAUAGAUGCAAAGGACGAGCGAAAUCUUUCUUGGGAAACAAUGGAGUUCUGUAAUGAGGAAUGUUUAGGAAAGUUCCAAAGGAAGUAUGGAAGUUACUGUAAAAAUUGUAACGGUACAGUUCAAGCUGUGAGUUUAGGGAAAUACUGUGUGAGAUUUGGAUGUGAUGUAAGGCAGUUUUGUUGCUCGACAUGUUUAGAAGAAUUCAAAAAGGGUUUAAAAGUAUGUAGUUAUUGUCAGAAAGACAUAAGUUUUAGCACAGACGGUUUUCUUGCGCCAGUCGGAGAGAAAGGACAGUUUAAAGAUUUUUGUACCCAGGACUGUAUGGAAAAAUAUUCGAAAUUAAAUUCUAUGGAGCCACCAGCUACAGAGAAAAAGCCAUGCAGCGUUUGUAAGGAGGAAAAGCUUGUACACUGUGAGGUUCAAAUAUACAAUAGCACUCCAGUAGCUAUAUGCAGCGAACCUUGCUUUGCUGCAUUUAAGUUUGUGAAACAAGUCAAACCUGAACAAUGCUCUACCUGCAAAAAAUUUUUUGAGUUACCUAAUAAGCAACAUUUUAUUGUGUUUUAUGAGAAUGAGCCUCAUACGUUUUGUAACAAGACGUGUUUAAAUAUAUUUAUUAUAACAAAUAGGAAAAUAGUUCCAUGUAAUUGGUGUAAAGUAAAGAAAUAUAACUUCGAUAUGAUUAAGAAGGAAUUAUCAAAAACGGGACAAACUCUGAUGAUGUGCAGCUUAAAUUGUUUAACAUUAUAUCAGGUUUCCAUCAAUGCAGUAUCUGCAAAACGAAUUAACUGUGAUUUAUGUAAAGAAUAUUCUUUAGCGCAUUAUCAUCUCACAAUGUCAGAUGCGACAAUACGUAAUUUUUGUUCGUACAAUUGCGUCAUGAAUUUUCAAGCACAAUACACUAAAUCCCCUAUAACUAUACCGUCGAGCGAUGAUCCCGUGCCUACAGGCUUGCCCAAGAGGACUACAUUACCACAAAGAAGUACGAAUCAAAUUAUUCCCAACGAGAUACAAAAUAAGAAAACUAUGCCCGUUAUCUCUUCCGUAACGAGCUUAGCUACGAUAGGGAAUGGAUCAACAAGUCCGACACCGCAGCAAAACAGUGUGGUAAUGUCUGCGAAUGCGAAUCAAACAACACAGAUGGUAUGCAAGCAACAAGUGAUUACCAGACCACCUAGUCCAGUGAAAGUGCAUAACAAGAGUAUACAGUGCAAGCCUAUAGUACAUACAAAAGGGGUUUAUGUGCGUCCUCAUCCUUGUACAAAGGCGACACAAACGACGGAAACCGUUCAACAGGUGGUCAUACCCAUACCAGUUCCAAUUUAUGUUCCAUUUCCAAUGCAUAUGUAUAGUAUGCCUUUCCCAGUUCCAAUGCCUUUUCCUCUGCCCAUUCCUGUUCCCCUAUUCAUACCUACUACGAGAAAUAGUGCUAAAGGAAUUAUGAAAGAUAUCAAGAAAAUACAAGAGAAAAUACCAGCUGAUCCGUAUGAAGCCGAACUCCUUAUGAUGGCCGAGAUGGUAGCUACCGGAAAAAAAAUCAACGACAGUGAUUCGGAUUCAGUAGGCGACAGGGAAGAUGACACAGCUGGUCAAGCCAAUUUACAUAGUGAUGGUUUCAGUCCAGAAGCAGUUGAUUCCAGUAAUGCCUUUGGAGAUGACAUGUUGCAAAUGGCGUUAAAAAUGGCCACGGGGGAAAUAGAUGAGCCGGCAGUCGAUUUGGAAGCUGCUUUGACUCCGAACACAAUUACAGCUACGCAGGCACCACCAGAAAACGCUUUGGACAACGAUGUACAAUCAGACCGAUUAAUGGUUGCUUCUAGAGGAAGGAAACGUGUUGUGCCAUACAAACCUCGAUCAUCACCAGCCAAACGGAUGAGACGCGUCUCUGGUACAAAUGAUGUGCCAUUGAUGCCACCGCCGGAAUCACAGCCACUCCCGCAACCACGAAUUAUGGAGCCGAUAGAAAAACCUGAUGCUAAUAUGGCAUUAAAAUAUACAUUUGGCGUAAAUGCAUGGAGGCAAUGGGUUCGUAACUGUUUCUAUUUACAUAACAACGAGACAGAAAUAUUACUAUGGAUGAUUUUAAAAAUAUACAGGUCGUGGGAAAGAAUGUUCAAAACAGAUCUGUUACAACUUACCGCGGACGAGUUAAAUUAUUCACUAUGCCUCUUUGUGAAAGAAGUGAGAAAACCGAAUGGUGCAGAAUAUGCUCCCGAUACAAUAUAUUAUCUUUGCUUAGGAAUACAGCAAUAUCUAUUUGAAAACCACAGGAUUGAUAACAUAUUCACGGAUCCGUACUAUGAGAAAUUUACAGAUUGCCUAAACGAGGUAGCGAAAAGGUUCUCUGUACUGUUCAACGAUGCACAAUAUAUCGUGACUAGGGUAGAAGAAGAACAUUUAUGGGAAUGCAAACAAUUAGGUGCCCAUUCUCCACAUGUUCUGUUAAGCACGCUCAUGUUCUUUAAUACGAAACAUUUUAAUCUUGUGACAGUAGAUGAGCAUAUGCAACUUUCUUUUUCUCAUAUUAUGAAGCAUUGGAAGCGUAAUCCAGCAGCUCAACCUCCCACGGCAGUGGCAGGAAAAGUUCCUGGCUCAAGAAACGUCCUUCUAAGAUUUUAUCCGCCACAAUCAGCUCUUGAAGCUAAUUCACGGAAAAAGAAGGUAUAUGAACAACAAGAAAAUGAGGAGAAUGCAUUAAAAUGCCCUGUUAAAUUAUACGAAUUCUACUUGUCGAAAUGUCCUGAAAGCGUUAAGACGAGAAAUGAUGUCUUCUAUCUAUUGCCAGAACGUAGUUGCGUCCCAGAUAGUCCGGUAUGGUACUCGACAUCGCCCCUCGCGAAGGAACAGCUCAUCAAAAUGUUACAUCGUAUUAAAAUGGUUAAAGAAAUUAAUGUAGCUUUACUAUCGAGUUAAUUUAAUCUAUUAAAAAAUGAUCUCUUAUAUAUUGUUAAGGCAGUAAGUAAAGAAAAGCAAAAGAAGGAAGACUUAUCUAUUUUAACACUUUGACAUUGUCCGAAAAUUAGAGUUCAACUCCGAACUCUGCAGUAUAUAUAUUUCAUUAAACGAUAUGUAUAUUGUAAAAAUGAAAUCUCUUAAAUGUUUUUCUUAAACACGUAUCAAUAUUUAACUUGUAUUCUUACAGAAAAAUAUUGUUCUUAACUUUCAUAAAAAUUCAUAUAUAAUGAAACGUUGCCAUAUAUGAUAAGAUGUUAGGUUUUUGCCUACUGAAAUGUAUGUACACAAAGUGUUAAAAUGGUGAACAGAAGAAUGAUGAUUAUAAAAAUCGGACAGUGCGAUAUAGAAAUAUAGGAUUAAUUGAGUUUUCCA